Molecule: messenger RNA, 5678 nt
Organism: Neogale vison (American mink)
Lineage: Eukaryota; Metazoa; Chordata; Mammalia; Carnivora; Mustelidae
Gene: FILIP1L
Product: filamin A interacting protein 1 like
Exons: 3
Coding region: 217-3069 (950 amino acids)
Source: RefSeq, a predicted model, not a curated record
GCAUUGUUCGGGCAACUCCCGGAGCGCGCACAGCCCGCUCGCAGCGCCGCGAGAGUGCGGCCCCCUUCGGUCCCCGCCCGGCCCAGGCGCAGGCAGCUCAGAUUAAAGAAGUUGAUUGACCAAGAAACCAAGUCCCAGGAGAAGAAGGAACAAGAAAAGGAAAAGAGGGUCACCGCCCUGAAACAGGAGCUGACCAAACUGAAGUCUUUUGCUUUGAUGGUGGUGGAUGAACAACAAAGGCUGACGGCACAGCUUGCCCUUCAAAGACAGAAAAUCCAAGACCUAACCACAAGCGCAAAGGAAACACAUGCUAAACUAGCCCUCGCUGAAACUCGAGUUCGGAAAGAAGAGCAGAAGGCAACCAGACUAGAGAAAGAACUGCAAACACAGACCACAAAGUUUGGCCAGAACCAAGAAACAAUUAUGGCAAAGCUCACCAACGAGGACAGCCAAAAUCGUCAGCUUCGACAAAAGCUGGCAGCACUUAGCCGGCAAAUUGAUGAGUUAGAAGAGACAAACAGGUCUUUACGAAAAGCAGAAGAGGAGCUGCAAGAUAUAAAAGAAAAAAUCAACAAGGGAGAAUAUGGAAACUGUGGUAUCAUGGCUGAGGUGGAGGAGCUCAGGAAACGUGUGCUAGAAAUGGAAGGGAAGGAUGAAGAACUCAUAAAAAUGGAGGAGCAGUGCAGAGAUCUCAAUAAGAGGCUCGAAAAGGAAACAUCUCAGAGCAAAGACUUCAAACUUGAGGUUGAAAAACUCAAUAAAAGAAUUAUGGCUCUGGACAAAUUAGAAGAUGCCUUCAACAAAAGCAAACAAGAAUGUUACUCCCUGAAAUGCAAUUUAGAAAAAGAAAGGAUGACCACAAAGCAGUUGUCUCAAGAACUGGAGAGUUUAAAAGUAAGAAUCAAAGAGCUAGAAGCCAUUGAAAGUCGGUUGGAAAAGACAGAAUUCACCCUAAAAGAGGACUUAACUAAACUGAAAACAUUAACUGUGAUGCUGGUAGAUGAAAGGAAAACAAUGAGUGAAAAAUUAAAGCAAACUGAAGAUAAGUUACAAGCUGCUGCUUCUCAGCUUCAAAUGGAGCAAAAUAAAGUAGCAACAGUUACUGAGAAGUUAAUUGAGGAAACAAAAAGGGCACUGAAGUCCAAAACUGAUGUGGAAGAAAAAAUGUACAGUGUCACCAAGGAGAGAGAUGAUCUAAAGAACAAACUAAAAGCAGAAGAAGAUAAAGGAAAUGAUCUCCUAUCCAAAGUUAAUCUAUUGAAAAAUAGGCUUCAAUCAUUGGAAGCAAUUGAGAAAGAUUUCCUAAAAAACAAAUUAAAUCAAGAUUCUAGUAAGUCCACAACAGCAUUACACCAAGAAAACAAUAAGAUUAAAGAACUCUCUCAAGAAGUGGAAAGACUGAGACUGAAGUUAAAGGAUAUGAAAGCCAUUGAGGAUGACCUUAUGAAAACAGAAGAUGAGUAUGAGACUCUAGAACGAAGGUAUGCUAAUGAGCGAGAUAAAGCUCAAUUUUUAUCUGAAGAGCUGGAACAUGUUAAAAUGGAACUUGAAAAGUACAAGUUAGCAGAAAAGACAGAGUCCAGCCAUGAAGAGUGGCUUUUCAAAAGGCUUCAAGAAGAAGAAGCGAAAUCAGGGCACCUCUCAAGAGAAGUAGAUGCACUGAAAGAGAAAAUUCAUGAAUACAUGGCAACUGAGGACCUCAUAUGUCAUCUCCAGGGAGAUCAUUCGGUUCUACAAAAGAAACUCAAUCAACAAGAAAACAGGAACAAGGAUUUAGGAAGAGAGAUUGAAAACCUCACUAAAGAGUUAGAGAGGUACCGGCAUUUUAGUAACAGCCUCAGGCCUAGUCUCAAUGGAAGAAUCACCUCUGACCCUCAAGUAUUUUCUAAAGAAGUUCAGACAGAAGUAGCAGACAAUGAGCCACCCGAUUACAAGAGUCUCAUUCCUCUGGAACGAGCAGUCAUCAAUGGUCAGUUGUAUGAAGAGAGUGAGGACCAGGAGGAGGACCCUAAUGACGAGGAAUCCGUGCUAUCCUUCAAAUGCAAUUCAUCUUCUCCCUGUCCUGUUAACAGGAAGCUAUGGAUUCCUUGGAUGAAAUCGAAGGAGAGCCAUCCUCAGAAUGGAAAAAUACAAACUAAACCCAAUGGCAAUUUCAUGCAACCUGGAGAUCUAGUCCUAAGCCACAUGCCUGGGCAGCCACUUCAUAUAAAAGUUACUCCAGACCAUAUUCAAAACACAGCCACUCUUGAAAUCACAAGUCCGACUACAGAGAGUGCUCACUCUUAUACAAGCACUGCAGUGAUACCAAACUGUGGCACCCCAAAGCAAAGGAUAACCAUCCUCCAAAAUGCCUCCAUAACACCGGUGAAAUCCAAAAUUUCUGCUGAAGGCCUCAUGAAUAUAGAGCAAAAUAUGUCCCCAAUUACUACGGCAACCUUUGCCAGAGCGCAGACCCCAGAGUCUUGUGGUUCUAUAACUCCAGAAAGGACAAUGUCACCUAUUCAGGUUUUGGCUGUGACUGGUUCAGCAGGCUCUCCUGAGCAGGGACGUUCCCCAGAGCCAAUAGAAAUCAGUGCCAAGCAUGCAAUUUUCAGAGUCUCCCCUGACCGGCAAUCAUCGUGGCAGUUUCAACGUUCAAACAGCAACAGUUCAAGUGUGAUAACUACUGAGGAUAAUAAAAUCCACAUUCACUUAGGAAGUCCUUACAUGCAAGCUGUAGCCAGCCCCGUGAGACCUGCCAGCCCUUCAACGCCACCACAGGAUAACCGAACUCAAGGCUUAACUAAUGGGGCACUAAACAAAACAACCAAUAAAGUCACCAGCAGUAUUACUAUUACACCAACAGCCACACCUCUUCCUCGACAAUCACAAAUUACAAUCAAGGAUGUAUGCAAGCAGAGAAUCCCAACACGGAUCCCUAAACCAAAAUCUACAGGCAACACUAAGCUUUUCCCUAAAGCUCCCCCAGGGCUUAUGGAUAAGCCCAGUCACUACACUGGCUGUGGAAAGCUACACAUCAUAAGAACUGUCACCUCUAACACUUUUCUCCACAUGGGAGGGAAAAGGUAAGUCAUGCCAAUGCAUUAUCUGGAUUCACCCACUUACAGAAAUAUCCAGAAAACUAAAAUUACCAUUAUGAAGGCCAAAGAGGAAAGGUCAUCUCUCUAAGAAAUGGUGAAGCAGCAAAAUGACGAACAGUUCAUUCACAGGUUGCUGGACCCGGUGAAUAGCAUCCUGAAAGAGCAGCAUAUCUGCAUUUAUUGUACCUAUAUGUGUGUAUAUGCAUAUACACACGAACAGGCCAAAUCCUUCCAAUUCCUCAUUCUACUUACAAUCCAGCCCAAAGCCGGACCACCUAUCUAUCAUUAGCACGGGAUAGGACUGAAUUCAUGAGACCAACUGACAAGUUUUCUGGUGAACUCAGAAGUAAGUCUUGCAUUUCACAGAACUUUAUUGAAUCAUAUUUUGCUAAGAAGAUAUGCUAGAAAGAAUUCCUAAUCAACUUCAAGAAAAUCAGAUCAUUUCCAUCAAAAUGGAAGGACAAUUAAAAUCACACUUUAAGGUCUAAAACUGAUUUCUUUACACUAGAAGAAAAUUCUUAGUACAAGGAAGAAAGGAACCAAAAAAUGAGUAAUAGACGAAUACAACCUUUCUGUGACGGACCUGAUAAUCACUGGUAUAAUAUGCACACUUGACUGCUGGCACUUAGACUUCUGUGUCACUUGUAGGAGGUUGCCCCUCCUAUAUAUGCCAGGCCAUAGAAUCAUAUUGCUAGGCUUAUUACAAAAACUAUUUUAGAUGGAUAUUUCUGCUUUCUAAAGCAAUCAGGAUAUUUAAGAGUCAAAGGUCAAGAAUACUGAGAUCUUUUAGGGAGAAAGGAAUCACUGUCCUAGGUGUUUAAAAAAAAAAGAUAACAAUUAUCAUCUCAUCAGACAUUCUUUAAUGACAUCACUUCAAUGUAUCAGUGCUAUAGAAAAACAGUUGAUUCACCAAGACUCAAAUUCCAAUCCUAGCUUUUUACUCAUUUGACAAUGAGCUUGGCAUUCAACAGUCUGAGCCUUGAGUUUCUCAUAUAUAAAACAGGACAACUUAAUAAUUCUUCAGGUUCCUUCCAGUUCUGAUUAACCAUGACUGAAUUCAACCAGUCAUCUACAAGGUGGGACUCGGGCCUCUGGCAGUAGUAAGCUAAAGUAAUCCUUUUCAUCACACUUAAAGCUCUCUUACUGAGGUAAAAGAAAGAUAUGUCUAUAAUUUAGUGUGGACAGAGCAACACAAUAAUGUUAUAAGACAAGGCAUUUUUGACACGAGACACAGUUAUAUUGUGCAAAGCUUCAGUGUAAAAAAAAAAAAAAAAAUCUAUGAAGAGCAUGAUGCAAGGUUCUCUGUGAUCCUGUACCGAGAACUGGAGACAAGAUCCUGGAAGAAAUCCUGGAAGGACAGUGCUUUAGCAAGCUAUCCUGGGACGGAGCCAGCAAAAUAGGAGCAAAGGAACUGCCAUUCUCCACACUCAUCCAGCCUGGCCUGCUUCCAUGCACUUGUGUCACUAUACAAAUAACCAUGGACUCACUCCAGUUUUAAGGAGGAGGAGAAGGAGCUGCAAGUCUGGUACCACUGAACAAAGAAGUCAAAGAGAGGGAUGAUGUGCAGCAGUCCCAACAGACGAGUAACUGAGGAAGAAGUGAGGGGAGGUCAGGUGAAUUAAAAGCCUGAAAUGGAGAAGUCUAAGUUGAAAAGUUGUCAGACAAAGAGUGGGAAGAAGUGAGCUUAAAAAAAAAAAAAUAGUAAUGGAAUUCUAACACAAACAUACAGAAGAAACAGUUCAAAAGGAAGUGCAGGGUGGUAACAGGUAAAUGGUGCAGUCGGAAAAUGUGUAAGAUACUUAGUGUUGUGCCUGCAAUAUGGAGGUAAUGUUAAAUGAACAGAGGAUGAAUGAAUGACAGAGAAGAGGACCAUUCAGUCAAGACGUAAGUGAGAAAAUUGCUAAGAGAUAGCACUGGUAUAUAGUUACAGUGAAGAAAAGCAGUUACGCUAUGUGACUGACAUUCAAGACUGAUAAUUAUGCUAAUGGAAAGAAAAAACACUGGAUCUCCUGUAGUAGAAACCAAACAGACUGAAAAGAAGCAUAAAACAGGAAAAACAAGCAUGAAAUACUCCCAGAAAAACAAAAGACACUGGGAACAGUUUUACCUUGAAAAGGAGCACAAAAUAUGUUGUAUGUUGGAUAUUUUAAAAUUGUAUUUUCCUAGGUUAGGAGACUUCUUCAAGUGUUUUCACGCCGAGCUGGCAUAAAUUCAGGAGAAGAAAAAAAAGGAGAAGAUAUUGUACAAAGUACUAAAAAAGAGUCAGAAAAUAGCGAAAUUUCUAUGGCAAGCAGCAGAAAUCCAUAUUUAAAUGGUAACAAUUCUAAUCCCAAUAAGACAGAAGUCUUUAAAAUAAAAAAGUCUAUUUUAAAGACAAUUACCAACCAAAAACCAUACUUAUUUUAAAGCAAUAUGUAAUAAAUGCAAUAAAAAUGCAUAAGUAGCUCAGAACUGGGAAUACUAUUUGGAGUUUAACAAAAUGGUGUUUGAGCUGUAACACAACUGAAACAUAAAGAAUCCUGUUUCCUGAGAAUAAUUCUAUUUCUGCAGAAAUGUGACUCCUCUGAAAAACAGUAAAAAUAAAAGAAGCUAUCCUAA